This is a messenger RNA of Blepharisma stoltei, 625 nucleotides long. Lineage: Eukaryota; Ciliophora; Heterotrichea; Heterotrichida; Blepharismidae. The record is from the annotation of a GenBank genome assembly.
AUGAAAUGUGUGGAGUGCGGAAAAGAAGUCCCUAAGCUUUAUGAAGAGCUUGUAAAAGGAAAUAUCGCUCUGUUUCAAUGCGAAGCCUGUGGAAAAGUCGCCGAUAAAUAUGUGGAGUAUGAGUUUACCUUGGUGUUUCUGAAUUUAAUUCUUUGCAAAUCUCAAGUGUAUAGGCACAUUAUUUUCAAUAUUGACUGAUCAACGUCGACUUAUGAUAUUCUGAAGAUCCUCUUCUUCUCAAGCAUUCUUGAUUCUUCAUUAGCAAGCUGUGAAAGCUUACCCUGCUGACUGCUUCAGAUCAUAAAAAAUUGUGCUGUAAUUAUUCUAUUUUUUACUGGAGUUUAUAUAGCUGCUUAUUCUUCUGGGAUAAAAUGUAGUAAAAUGUUUUUACUGAGAGCAAUUUUAUUUUCAAGCUUUGGGAAACUUGGGAAUUUUAUGAUAAUCACAUGGUAAUUUUUAAUAAAGGAAAUAUUCUUCUCUUCCUAGCACAUUUAUGGCGCUAUUUAUUUACUUAAACAACAUGAUUGCAAUUAGGGAGUGCUUAGAGGUACACACAAUAAAAGCAGAAAUUUUUAUCUCAUUUGCAUGGAUGUUUAAAACGCUAUUAAGCUCAUGGUUUAUUUAA